AUGAAUCUCUUCAACGAGAGCGAGUUACGCCGCUUUGCUGACCUCAACCCAAGCGAGCCUUGCCUCGACAGGCUGGAUAAGCUGGACUUCAACGAGUUCAUCUACCGCUUGCAUUACGACCUGUCAUUUUAUAGGUUCAUGUGCUUUGUUGCGAGGGUCCCAACUGGUACUCCAGAAAUGGUCGCGUAUUGGCUCAUGAAGAAUUGGUCUACAGAGGCACGUGAGGGGAUCUAUGGUCCACCGAAAUUAAACUAG
This is a messenger RNA of Fusarium oxysporum Fo47, 255 nucleotides long. RefSeq lists its product as uncharacterized. The transcript is spliced from 2 exons. The record is from RefSeq and is a predicted model, not a curated record. The coding region runs from base 1 to 255 and encodes 84 amino acids. NCBI's taxonomy places the organism in Eukaryota, Fungi, Ascomycota, Sordariomycetes, Hypocreales, Nectriaceae.